AUGAGCAGCAGCAGCAGCAACGGCAGCAGCAUAAGCAGCAGCAGCAGUAGCAGAGAAGAAACAGGCAGAUUGGAAGCAGCAGCAGCAGAAUCCAGUGCUGCUGCUGCUGCUGCUGCUACUACUGCAGCAACAGCAGCAAAAGCAGCAGCAGCAAAAGCAGCAACAGGGGGUGCAGCAGGUCUGUUGGGGUUAAAUGACAAGCUGCUGCUGCUGCUGCUGCAGUGGCUGCCGCUGCGAGAGCAGCAGCAGCUGCUGCUGCUGUCUCGUGGGGUGUAUAGGCAGCUAUGCAUGCUGCCGUUUGUUGAUAGUAUCUGCUGCUCCCCAGGCAGCAGCCUGCAGCAGCUAGUGCAGCAGCACGUCCAUCAUCCGCUGCUGCUGCAGCAGCAGCAGCAGCUGCUGCAGCAGCAGCAACACCUGCAGCAACUCAAAUCCCACCUGCAGCAACAGCAUCAGCUGCUGCAGCAGCAACACGAGCAAAGAAGCCAACGCUCUAAUCAGCAGCAGCAGCAGCAACAGCAGCAGCAGCAGCAGCAACAGCAACAGCAGCAGCAGCAGCAACAGCAACAGCAACAGCAGCAGCAGCAGCAGCAGCAACGCAACGGUCCCCUGUUUAAGAGAGUUCUCGAUGAAGAACAGCAGCAAGCGGAUGCCCCUUGCAGCAAAAAGAGCAGAGACGGGUCUGCUGCUGCUGCUGCUGCUGCUGCUGCUGCUGCUGCUGCUGCUGCUGCACAGGGCUCUGAUCAUCAAGGGCUGCAGCCUCCAGCAGCAGCAGCAGCAGCACCUGCUGCUGCUGCUGCUGCUGCAGCAGGUGGAGAUGGCAGAAACGGCAGCAGCAGAUACUGCAACGGCGUUGCUGCCACCGCAGCAGCAGCAACAGCAGGAGCAGCAGCAGCAGCAGCAGCAUCGAAACCAGCAGUCUCUCCUGUUGCUGCAGCAUCCCCUCAAGCGCGUCCCGAAGAGCAGCAACAGCAACAGCAGCAGCAGCAGCAGCAGCAACAGCAGCAGCAGCAGCAGCAGGAGGAGGAUGAGGUUGAGGUGUAUCUGCAGCACUGUCCUUUGCUGCGUCGCUUUGUUAGAUGCCGCUGCGUGGAUUUGUCUGUUGCUGCUCACCUGCAGCCAUCCCCGCUGCUGCUGCUGCUGCUGCUGUGCUGCAGCAAGCUGCUGCAGCGGCUUGUUGUACGAGGAUACGAUGAAGGCAGCUUCAGGUUCCGCAGGCAGCAGCACCAGCUGCUGCUGCUGCAGCAAAAAAUGCAGCAGCAGCAGCAGCAGCAGCAGCAGCAACAGCAGCAGCAAAACAACACGGAUAUGCAACAGCACACAGACAAACUCCAGCAGCAGCAGCAGCAGCAGCAGCAGAAGCCAGGCAAUAGUGGCCCUCUAUUAGCCCCCAGCAUGGACUUGGCGAGCAGCAGCAACAGCAACAGCAACAGCUGCAGCAACAGCAGCAACAGCAGCAGCAGCAGCAGCGACGGCACCAGCAGCAGCAGCAGCAGCAGCAGCAGCAGCAGCAGCAGCAAGACAUGUGUAUGUGAGCCUUGUUGUGUUGCAUCUUUGCUGCCUGAUAGUUUUCGUUCUUAUAAGCUAUGGCUGCCUGCAGCAGCAAUGAAGUUGCUGCUGCUGCGCUGCAGCAGCAAGCUGCAGCAGCUGCUGCUGGAUGUUUCUCUGCGGCAGGGGUUUGGUUUGUCUCCUUUUGCUGCUCUUCACCUCAACAUACAAAUGAAGGCCCUUAAAGAAAUGGAAUUAGUUAAUCUCACUAGACACAACUUCAGCUGCGGCCCGUGCUGCUUCCCUGCGUUGGAGGUGCUGCGGCUGCACUGGACGGACGUCUGCCCCAGGCAGCACAAACUAGGGUACGCAGCAGCACCAGCAGCAGCAGCAGCAGCAGCAGCAGCAGCAAGAGCAGCAGCAGCAGCAGCAGCAAGAGCAGCAGCAGCAGCAGCAGCAAGAGCAGCAGCAGCAGCAGCAGCAGGAGGAGCAGGAGCAGACUCCACUGAUGCUGCUGAUGAUAGGCUGCUGCUGCGGGGCUGCCCCUCUCUGCGGUCGCUCUGCGUGCAUGCAGACUGCGAUGACGAUGAGGCGGUGGUGCAGGUCACCACGCUGUUUGCUGCUGCGCUGCAGCAGCUGCUGCAGCAGCAGCAGCAGCAUGAGCAGCAGCAGCAGCAGGAACAGCAGCAGCAAGAACAAGAACAGCAGCAAGGAGGAGCAGCACCGCCGCCUGGUGUGUUGAUGACGGAUGCAGCAGCAGAAGCAGCAGCAAGAGCAGUUGCUGCUGCAGCAGAAGAAGGGGGUGUAUGCCCCCUCCCGCUGCUGCAGCAGCUGCAGCUGCCGCUGCUGCCAGCAGCAGCAGUGCCGCUGCUGCGUGCUGCAGCACCAAACCUCCGUGUGCUGCGCCUUGUCAAUGCAGACAGCCACAGGACAAGAAGGGGUUUGCUGCCGCUGCAGCUAGCAGCGCAGCAGCUGCAGCAGCUGCAGCAGAUUGUGUUUCCUACUCCUGUGGAUUUCGCCCCGGUGGGAACGCUGCCCCGGCGUCCUGCUGCUCUGCUGCUGCAGACGAUGAUGCCGAUGAUAGACCUCCCUUGCGUGAAGCAACAGCAGCAGCAGCAGCAGCAGCUGCUGCUGCUGCUGCUGCAGCAACAGCUGCUGCUGAUUCCUCCGCCAGUGUCCUGCUGCUGCAGGGCCCACUCUCAGAUUUCUUUAUUCGUUGCAGAUGAGGGAGAAGCUGCUGCUGCUGCUGCUGCUGCUGCUGCUGCAGCAACAGCAGCAGCAGCAGCAGCAAUUUCUUUAUAG
Eimeria mitis is the source of this 2787-nucleotide messenger RNA. RefSeq lists its product as uncharacterized. The record is from RefSeq and is a predicted model, not a curated record. NCBI's taxonomy places the organism in Eukaryota, Apicomplexa, Conoidasida, Eucoccidiorida, Eimeriidae.